GUCAAGAAUGUUUGAUUGUUGAAAUCUUUGUGAACGGCUAUGGAAGGAAGAGAGUUUUUCCUCGUCAGUGGAUUCAUUGAUCUACGUUCACUGUAAAUUUUGUCCUCUUUGAUCGCUCGGUUUUUGCACAGCAACCAUUACGGAAGCUAACAGUUCAUGUUUUGACAGCUCAGCCUGUGUCUGUUAGCUAGCUGCCUACCUAACACUAACUAUUUAUCGUUAGCUAACACUGACAGCACUAGCUGUGGGAGACUGCUCAGUUUAUUGAACAAGGACUUGGGAAAAGACAGUUUCUUCCUGGCAGCUGGCUUAAAGUACGCUUACGUAUGUCAGAAUUCGUUUACCUAAUGUAAUGUCGAAAUGCCUUCAAAGGUAGCAAGGUUGGAGGGCUAGUUUAGCUAGCUUCAAAUGCACAAUGAAAUAUCAAAGGUUACAUUGGCAAGACAGAAAACGCUACGCUUCCUUUUCUCUUCCCGUACAGUAUUAAUAAGGCCACAUUAUUGUCAGAACUGUAGUAUUUUUUACAGUAUUAUUAGUAUUUCAUGUGUACAGUUAAAGCUAAUAUUUUAGUUUUAUCAAAACGUGGUUGUUGUCUAAACAUCACUGGCUUUUAUGUAAUUGUUUUUUAAUGUUAAAGGCGGUUAAUAUAGGGUUGGUAGGGACUCGUGUCCUGUUAUUGCUUGUAGGGCUACUUGUUUGUUUACACAUAAGCACAGGAUGUCCCUGGCAAACGUGUACUGCUCACUGCAGCCUACAGCUGGGUCAAUCUGUGAUACUGAAAACCUGUGAGGCAGGAGUGUCAGGCACCAGACCCAGAAGUUUCUGGUAUCAUGUAGCCACUCUUGAUUUGUGGCUACCAGGCACCAUUAAGUACCAGGAUGUCUUGAAACCUGAAUAUUGUAGUCAGUGCUAGCGAUUUCUGAUGGUGUCAAGCGUUAACAUGGAUUUAACCUCUACAGUUUGCAUUUUGGUUUGAUAAAUGUCUUGCCGUGUUUCAUUUAACCACAAACUACCGCAUGUAGUUAUGAAGAAAUGCCACACGCAAGCAGCGGUACAAGGCUAUACCUUUCGAAGAUUGGCAGCUGCAGAAGUGCUUGGUUUGUUUGCAGAAUAAGUAUUCAUUAAAUAAGCAAGUCUUCUUCUCAGAAAGUGUCAAAGUGGUUAAAAUAGUGAAGAAAUCGCUAGAAAUUAGAUCCAGCUUCUUGCUGUAAUUUGUCAAUGUAUAAAAAUGAAUCAUUUGUCUACAAGAAAGCAUCAAAAUGUAAAAGUAAGUAUACAUGUAUAGUCAUGGUAAGAAGAAGCUGCCUGUCUUUUAAUUAACAUUUUUUAUAUCAGCACAAAUUACAAAACAUGGUUCUUAGUAAGUCUUACCUUUUAAACAAAUAUAACCUCAGAUAACCAACAACAUUUUACAUAUUGCACAACAUCAUUAUUUGUUUAACAAAUGAAAAAGCAGAAGCUCUGGGAGGUUACUGGUACGGACAAGCCAGGUGUGUGUUAACACAAUGCUAGAGAGGAAAUACAUCAGCAGUGAGCUUGGAGAAACAACUGUUGCUGUCCAUCAAUCUGGGAAGGGUUAAAAGACCAUUUCCUAACAAUUUGAAGUCUAUCAUUCUAAGUGGAAAAAAAAGUGCAAAAACAUUGAAGACAGUUGCCAAUUUUCCCUGGAGUGUAUCUCCCAGCAGAUGCAUCCCAAGGUCAGACUGUGCUUGGAGACGGUACAAUUGGAAGAAGUAUGGCUUGUUUAGAAGGAUUUCAGGAGAAAAUCUCUUCUUUCUAAAAAAAACAACACAUGGCAGCUCAGCUUAGAUUUGCAAAGUUACAUCUGAACAAAGCACAAGACUUCUAGAACAGUGUCCUUUAAACAGACGAGCUAAUAUGGAGAUAUUUGCCAGUAAUGCAUGGCGGUGGAUGGGUGAUGAUUAGGGCUCUAAAAGCUGCUGAAACCAGGCAUGUGCUUAGUCUUUCACACACUGCUUCUGUAUUUUUGGCUUAAUUUUUGUUAAAUGAGUAGGGAUGCGUCAUAUGUCAUGUGAUGUUGUUCUUCUGACCUUGCAUUUAUCUGAUUUUAAGACCUGCUACAGGGUGGAUGAUUUUAUCUUUUGUCCUGUUAUGUAAAAACCUUAUGUUGAAAGCAGGUCUUUUUUUAUGACAACCCCAAAGAAAUGUAUUGAAUGUAUUGAUUAUUUAUUAGUAUAAUCAUGCACAACAUAAAGUAGCGCUUUCUCCACAUGGAAUGUUUUUUUGUUUUGUUUUGGUUUUACAAUCCUUCAAUUUAUAUUCAGCCAAAAAUGUAUUUUUGCUUCUUGCUAUUUUCAUUUAAAUUUAGGAUUCAGAUAUCCAAAAUGAUCAAGUUUAUAUCGGGACCAAGCAGAAAUUGGUCCCUCUGUGGUGUCUUAGACCUGCUGUCUUGCUCUUCUCACUCUUGUUUGUCUCUGCCUAACCCACAGGUCAUGCAUGCAGCCAGCCUUCUAGCCUGCGCUUUGUUCAUCCCCAGCGCUUGAGAUAAUGUUCUACCCGUAGGUGGAGGGUUAUCCUCCUACUCCGUUUCUCCCCACUGCCCCCAUCAGUCCCAGAGUUCCCUAUGUUAACCCUGUUGAGCAUGUUUUACUAUAUCUGUCUGCGGCGGCGCUCCAGGAGUGGAACUCGAGGCGAGGCUCUGACCAGUCGACGGGCUGUGGAAUCUGGCCAGAGAGCGGUACUGCCAGUCAGUGUGGAGGUGGAGCAGUACGCCAAAGAGGUUUUGGACUUCAGCUCCCACUAUGGCAGUGAGAAUAGCAUGUCUUACACCAUGUGGAACCUGGCAGGGGUGCCUAACGUCUACCCCAGCUCAGGGGACUUCACCCAGACAGCUGUAUUCAGAACUUAUGGGACGUGGUGGGAACAGUGUGCCAGUGCUCCGCUGCCUUUUCGUCGCACUCCUAAAGGCUUCUACAGUAAGGAUUACAUUGAGCUAGGCUUUGAGGAGCCCGUCUACCCGACAGCAGUGGAGGUGUUUGAGACCUAUUACCCUGGAGCCAUCGUCCAGAUCCUGGCCUGCUCUCAUAAUCCUUUCACCCAGAAUCCGCCUACUGAUGUCAGGUGGGAGGUGUUGUGGUCUGGUGAGCCCACCAAGGUGCUGACUCCACAGGCUCGCCAGUUUUCCCCUAAAAUAAAGCAUAUCGGCUUCCCAACCAACCUGUUGCGUCUAGAGGUGAACAGCUCUUUGCUGGACUAUUACACUGAACUGGAUGCUGUUAUCCUGCGUGGGGUAAAAGAGAGGCCCAUGCUGGCUCUCUAUAAAAUGCCCAUCAUUGACAUCAGUGACCUGAGCGACAGCGAAGAGGAGCUGUCUGAUGUGGGAGGUCCUUUCAGGCAAGGAGAUGGCAAGCACCAGAGGACAGGAAAUGGCUACUUUGACAAACUGCCAUAUGAGCUCAUCCAGCUGAUACUGAGCCACCUGACCCUGCCAGACCUCUGCCGUCUGGCCCAGAGCUGUAAGCUGCUGCACCAGCACUGCUGUGACCCGCUACAGUACACCCAGCUGAGUCUGCAGCCUUACUGGGCCCGGCUGAGUGACGCCUCCCUGGGACACCUGCAGAGCCGCUGCACCCUCCUCCAGAGGCUCAACCUGUCCUGGACCGGCAACCGUGGAGCCCUUACCCUGAUGGGCUUCAGCAGUUUCAUGAAGGCCUGUGGUCCCAGCCUGGUCUGCCUGGAAAUGUCAUGCUGCCACUUCCUGAACGAAGCCUGUCUCGAGGUCAUCUCCCAGACUUGUCCUGGACUCCAGGAGCUCAACCUGUCCUCCUGUGAUCGUCUCCCCCCACAGGCCUUCACGCACAUCUCAAAACUUACACGCCUUCGCAGGCUGGUGCUUUACCGAACAAAGAUAGAGCAAACAGCCAUCUUAAGCAUUCUGACUUUCUGCAUAGAGCUAAGACACCUCAACCUGGGGAGCUGUGUGAGGAUCGAAGACUAUGAUGUUGUAGCCAGUAUGCUGGCCACUCGCUGUCGCUUGCUGUGCUCUCUGGACCUGUGGCGUUGCAGAAACCUGACCGAUCGAGGCCUGACUGAGCUCGUCUCAGGGUGCAGGAUGUUGGAGGAACUGGACCUGGGCUGGUGUCCCACGCUGCAGAGCAGUACGGGAUGUUUCCAACACCUCGCCCGCAGCCUUCCACGCCUGCGCAAGCUCUUCCUCACUGCCAACCGCACCGUCUGCGACUCAGACAUAGAGGAGCUGGCAGCCAGCUGCCCCUGUCUGAGGCAUCUCGACAUUCUGGGUACACGGUCAGUGAGCGCCGCCUCACUGAAGAAACUCCUCCAGUCGUGUCCUCAGCUUGUCCUCCUGGACGUCUCCUUCUGCUCACAGAUAGACAUGCGCAUCGUCCAGGAGCUCUCUGGCCUCUUCCCCAAUGUGGCCAUCAAGAAAAGCUUCACUCAGUGACCCCAGCAUUGGCUCAUUUCCCACUACUGAGAUGUAGCAAGUGGAGGGAGGUAGUGGUCAGCACAUACUGCCCCAGAGUGAUUCAGAGGCAGGUCAGAUGCAGGAGGAGAUUGCAGACCUGCCUCUGCUUGUAUCACGGACGAGAUCUUCUUUUAGCGGUCAGUAUAAAAAGCGGUGGGACUGGGUGAGGAGGAUUUUACUGGCUUUACUGAUUUAGUGAACCUAAAUGACUACAGAUUUGUAGGAGCAGGAUUAUACAACAUAAGACACUUGUAUUUUUGGGUGGGGGUUUUGUUUGUUUGUUUUUUAAAUCAGGGUUGUUGCAGUGAAGCUGCCACAUGUUCCCACAAUAUGAAUCAGCACUUACAGUAUGUAUUGCCAGAUAACACACAGCAAGGAAAUAUGCCUUACCACUAGAAAUCACACAUGAAAAAAGCAACAUUUGAGAGAAAACUUCUUUUAAGCAUCUUUUUAGGAAAACAAAUGGAACACAAAGCAUUCUUACCUGUUACUGGACUUCACAUAAUAAUAUUAGCUACAUAUCAGGGCCUUGGUCAGUGCCUUGUUUGAUUGUGGAAUAUGAACAGGCUGGUUUGUACAUGAAGGUCUUUCCGGUGGUGUUUAUCACCAUUCACUCACUUUCAUUGAAUCAUAGUGGAUGGUGUUGUGUUCAAAGGGGCUUUAAAGGUGAAAACAGCUGCACUAGAUGCAAUGCACUGUGGUUAGUGUUAUUCUUUUAUUUUUUUUACUUUAAUGAGACUAUCACAAGUUAAUAUGUGUUGCUACAAACUGCAGGAUCAUCAUUAAAUGUCCAUGCACUAGAGAUUUAGCAAUGGCGUGUUUCCAUCAAUGGGGAAAAAAUUGUUUUCAUUUCCACAUGCUCUAGGUGUUUUCUGUACUCCUGCAAUUUUAAAGGCAUCAAAUUCAAAAGAUAUGCACACUGACUCUUUUGAAAUAAAAGCGCAGAGAAGUAAUGAAGAUGUUAUUUAAGAUGACAUGAAACAAAUCUAAAAAUCUUUUCCUCUCCAACUCUCAGUUAGGCGCUUUUGGUCCAGCAGUUAAUAUUUUUACUAGGAUAAUAUGAAAGAAUUUCCAACUGUAUUACCUGGGCAGCUGUUAAUGUGUCACCACAUAUCAGACACUUCAGAUGAAUGUAGUAAUAUUCUAUAUUAAGUCCGAGUGUUAACAAGUAAGAAAUACAGGGGUAGUUAUUAACUAGAGGCCUUUGUUGGAAUACUGUAGAGAAAGUCAUCUGCAGCUGAAGCAGUUGAAUGUGUUUGGCUGUAUACAGUACAUCAGACAAUUCAGUGGACUAAAUGAAAUAGAAAGUGUUAAUGAUCGGGGUGCUUGCUAAUUGGUUUUGUUCAGACCUCAUAGGUUGUGUAAACAUUUCAGCGUAGGCAAAUUGGGGCCUUUAGGCUAAAGUUUUGUUUCCCCAAGUUUGAAAGUCACUGGCUCCUCCGCUGAGGUGAGAGCUCAGGUGGGGGAGUGUUUUCAGUGCUGUUUUUCUGUCAGCAAGUUUACACAAGCUGAGUUUCAUGAAACUUGGAGAGCUGGGCCCAGGCAUUAAAAUUAGCUGCAAAUGCAGAACACCUUCUUUGAAAGUGCAAGAUAGGCCCUCUGCAGUGUCAUAAUGUUAGUGCUGUUUCUGUUGUCGUUCCUGUUGAGUUCUGUCACUGCUGUCUGACUACAGCCGACUACAUAACCCACUCCGAUCAAAUUCCACCGCUGAGAAGGAGUGCUGUAAAUUAAGCCGAGGACGUAAUGUUGACGUGUAACAAGUGUAACUACGAUAUGUGACCUCAGUAUUUGUCCUCAAACUCAGGGGCUAUAUAUAAUCUCAUGUUCAUUAAAUGUCACUUUUUUAAAAACAUGUUUUACUCCAGAAACCAGCACAAAGGACAUCUUUACAGAAAGUAACACCAGACUUGAGUUAGCGUUAAGGUUACCGGGCUUUGGUGUUGCUCACAACAAACACACACGUGACACAAAUCGUCAGUUUGCGCUGGCGUAACAGAGACGUUAAUCAGAGCUUAUUGAGUGUUGAAUGUUGCAGUAAUUGUAUGAAAAAUGUACUGCUGCUGAUUAUUUAUUUUUUGUAAUAUAUGAAGCCAAGGCUGCAGUGUGGGAGAAGUGCUUGAAGAGCAUUUUUGUGUUUGAAACAAACUUGAAUUUUUAGUUGAAGCACAUGCUACUAGUCAAUAUUUGUGCCUUAUGCUCCUGUUUGAAUGUUGUGUCCAAGUGGUUUAGAUUGUGGUGAAGUGCUUCGCUUUUUUUUUUUUUUUUUUUUUUUUAAUGCCCUUCAACCAAAGUAAUAACACAUUAAUCUGGUCGUCAUCAGUCUCACACCUAUAUUUGACCAGUUUCUGUGCCAUAUACCUUAUAUCAGCCAUGUGAAUUAUUGCAAAAUAUAGAGCUAUAUAUGCAAAAAAUGGUUUAUUUAUAUUUCCCUCGGCAAUGAAAAUGUUAUUUAUACUCAUUAUUGGUGGAUGUUUAAAUGGUAAUAUACAAUUUGGGGAACUGUUUCUUGGGUUUUUUGGUAUUUUGCCUAGCUUAGCACUAAGACUGAAAGUAUGCCUUUACCCUAGCCUAACAUGAAGUGGAAAUGUGUUUUUAGCCUGGCUCAGCAUAAAGACUGAAAACAUGCCUUUAGUCUAACUUAGCAGUAAGAGUGAAUGCACGUCUUUACCUUAGUUUAGUUUACCUUAGUUUGUGCAAUGCUAGUCCACUAAACCUCAAAUCACGCGGGCCUACAGACCAAUCAGCAACCUGCCCCCCGGUAACCCAAAAUACUCCAGAAACGUAAAAAAGACUGAAAUUCAGAUUUGCUCAGUGAUCGAUGUUAGAGAAUGUACAUAUUUUCCCAUCUGCCAGUUGUUUAAGCUUUAAGAAAUAAAUAUGGCAGCGACAUUUGCGUUCUGCAGCUACAGUCAUUACCUUUCUAAACACCUUAAAAAUGACUUCCUACUCUGUUCCUGCUUCCAGUCUCUGUGCUGAGCUAGGCUAAACCCAGAGCAGUCCUGGCUGCGCAGAAGUCAAUCACAUAUCGAUCUUCCAGUCUUGUUAUUGGUGUGGGUAUGGUAAAUUGCUGCAUAAGAGUGGGAAAUUAAUACUUGGUUUAUUUCCAGUUUUGUUAUAAACAGGUGUGGUAACAGUAUGGCACACCAGGCCUUUCACUAAUGCAUCAGUUUUGCCCAGCCCACCCAAAUUUUUAAUACAUUUUGAUGUUUGUUUUUUUUUUAAUUGUUAUUUAUCCAGGUAAAGCUCUCAUUUCAAAGACCUGCUAUCAUGUAAUUAUGUAAUUAUGUCAGUAAUAACUACUGCACCACAAUAAAAACACUGUCACUGUUAUACUUUGUACAGCAACUAUCUGCAACAGCAUUAAUUUGCAAAGGCAAAACUAUUUAAAAAGUGAGCACCACUCUCAGAUCAUCACUGUUUGACCAGUGAUGCAGUUUGGUGUAUUUUUCUGAGGUGGCCCUAUGCUUCUUUUUUUCUUCCUCUAAUGAAUAUGCAGUCUCUCUUCUCCCACUCUGGAUAUGUGAUCAACCUUUGUGCCAUGAACUGGGAGGACCUGCAGCGACGCUCCCUCCGCUGCAGCGUGAAAGCCACUGUUGUGUAAAGAGAUUGUGUGUCUCUGUCGCGAUGAAAUGCGGUGCUUCACUUUCACCAGGUUUUAAAUAAACCGAAGGCUGAUGACUGA
Haplochromis burtoni (Burton's mouthbrooder) is the source of this 8126-nucleotide messenger RNA. RefSeq names its product F-box and leucine-rich repeat protein 4 (gene fbxl4). Gene Ontology annotation, molecular function: protein binding. The coding region runs from base 2585 to 4423 and encodes 612 amino acids. The transcript has 8 exons. The record is from RefSeq and is a predicted model, not a curated record. Lineage: Eukaryota; Metazoa; Chordata; Actinopteri; Cichliformes; Cichlidae. Gene Ontology annotation, cellular component: SCF ubiquitin ligase complex. Gene Ontology annotation, biological process: SCF-dependent proteasomal ubiquitin-dependent protein catabolic process.